This is a messenger RNA of Stylonychia lemnae, 1623 nucleotides long. NCBI's taxonomy places the organism in Eukaryota, Ciliophora, Spirotrichea, Sporadotrichida, Oxytrichidae. The record is from the annotation of a GenBank genome assembly.
AUGAGUAUAAUCUUUGUAAACUCUUCAAGUGGUGUUGUAUCCCAGUAUAUAUCAAUUAAUCCUGAUCACGGUUACUUUAAAUUAGGAAUCGUAAAAUACAGUGAGACUAUUAUUUUUGCACAGUUUUAACAUUCUGAUCUCAACAAAUAUUUCUAUUAAAAACUGUAGCUUAAUAAACAGUCAUUUAAAUUUGAAACUUAAUGGGUCAGAGAUUUUAAACUUCCUUCAAAUAGUCAAUUUUAGUCUAAUUUUGAACUAUUUUCUUUGUAAACAAGCAGAGGAACAUUUAUUGAGAAAAAUAGAAAAUUCAUUAUGUGUUUCUCAUAAAGCACAUCAAGUUAGGCAAACCUUGCCAUAACUAAUGAUAUCUUCACUAAAGUAGCAGCUUUUCUUAUCGAUGACAUUCUAAGUUCUUAUUGGUCAAACAUUGAAAUUGAAUUUAGCAUCGACUACAAUAAUCUAGACUAACAAAAGCUCAAAGCUCAUCUAUAUUAUAUGAAAAACUAUUUAAAUUCGAUGGAAAUUGAUUUCAAAACUCUUGGAGCACGCUUUAAUAUCAGAUUUACUCAUUUAUAUUUAAUCAACAUGGCUCAAGUAAAUGCUUUUCCAGUACUGAAGUUAAUGGAUCUAGAUAAUUAGAAUAAAUUGGAAGAGAAACAUGAUCAUGACAAUUAGUGCCUAAAUAAUUUGCCUCCUUCAUACAAAGUUAGUGAUAUAUACUUUGAUUCUUAUAAAGAUGGUACUUAGAUGAUCUAUACCUUACCUAAAUCUCCAUACGAGAUCUACUAAAAUUAAAAUUAAUAAUUUGAUAAGAAUUAAGCUUUAUUUUCAGUUGCAGCUAUCACUAAAAAUAUUCUGACAAUAUAUUCAGCGGAUAUCUCAACUGCUGGAGAUUAUUUGCUUUAACUAAAUGCAUUAAUCAACAAUGAUAUUGUCGGAACAAUACCAAUUUACUUAAAAAUAACAGGGGAUAAAUAAGAUUCAUUAAACAACCAAAAAUUUGCCAAUGAAGAACUAAGAAAUUGCAAUUAAGAUGAUCUUGUUGCAUAUACUGAAAAAACUACUAUUUUCAAAAUAUCCUAAUGCUUAUAAAUGAUCAGAGCAAAAGGUUACAUUAUAAACAUAAACACCAAAACUAUAAAAGAAUUCUCUAAAAAUAUAUUAAAUGGGUUCUAGUUAAAUCCUCACAGCAAAGAUAUAGGCAUAUAUAAAGUAAAAAUCUAAAUAAGAGACAGCUAAUUCAAGUCAUUAAAAGUUUAUUAUGAUUUCAAAGUCUUUGUAUAAAAAAGUCUUGAUGGUAUUUUAAAAUGCAGUGAGUAAGAUUAAAGAUUUUGUAAUCCAAGAAUAGCAAGAGUCAGUGUUGAGGGUAUUGUAGUUUUAAAGUUUCCAAAAGCUAUAGUUCCAAUUGAUAGAUAGUUCUAUGAUAAUGCUUCUAAUGGUUUAUAAAUUACUCUCAUAAAUUAGGAGUAUUCAAAUGCAACUUUGUUAAAGUACUCAAUAAUAGAUUCGACAAAGAAUUAAAUCUUAAUAUAGCUUGUGUUCUAAAAUCCAAUUGAUGUUUCUUAAUCUAUUCUUGUAAAUUAAUACAAUGUUAAUUUAUUUUAGGGAAAAGAUCAAUUAUGA